AGCUUUGUGUCUGUUGCGGCCCUUGGCUAACACUGCGCGGUGAAAGUGGUUCUUCCUAACCGCUGACAGGCUCUUUAAUCCGGUGUAAGCUGACUGACGCUCUCUACCAGGAAAGUAAUCGUGUGAAAUGAAGAGAAAAGUCGCACUUUGAGGCAAAGCUGCGGUUACACAGCGAAACGUGGAUCCUGCGUCAGUCAGCUCGAGGAUUGGGACACUUUCAAAGUUGCUCAGAAAUCACAAAUUCUGGUCAAUAUUUACAAAAGCAGGUUAGUGAUUAACUGUGCUGGGUUGCAGCAGCUGCACACAGUCCCAGCACAGAGUCCCAGCACAGAGUCCCAGCACACAGUCCCAGCACACAGGCAGCGAGCAGCUCGGCCACUCAGUCCGCUUCACAAUGCUGUGCGUCCGGGCAUGGAGAGGUCUGAGUCCCCUGCGCACAGGAGCUCACCUGUCGGCAUGGAAACAAACCCAGAGCUACACAGCGGCUGCUAACCUGGACCUCAGCGGGAUCUAUCCGCCCAUCGCCACCCCGUUCACCGCAGAGGAGGAGGUGGACUACAAGAAACUGGAGGGAAACCUGCAGAAAUAUGCCAAGAUAGGGUUCAAAGGUCUGGUGGUUCAGGGCUCUAACGGUGAGUAUCCGUACCUGACGGAGGAGGAGCGGGUGGAGGUGGUGAGGACAGUCAGACAGUCGCUGCCGGCGGACAAACUGCUGAUGGCCGGAUCAGGUUGUGAAUCCACGAGAGCCACAGUCCAGCUCACGGAGAAGAUGGCGGCGGCCGGAGCCGACGCCGCCCUCGUGGUAACGCCCUGCUUCUACAAGGGCAAGAUGGACAGCCGUGCUCUGAUCCAGCACUUCACCAAGGUGGCGGACAGCAGCCCGGUGCCGGUGGUUCUGUACAGCGUGCCGGCCAACACGGGCCUGGAGCUGCCGCUGGACGCUGUGCUGCAGCUGUCUCAGCACCCAAACAUCCUGGGCCUGAAAGACAGCGGAGGAGACAUCACACGGAUCGGCCUGAUCGUUCACAAAACCAAAACGCAGGAUUUCCAGGUGUUGGCGGGCUCAGCAGGGUUUCUCAUGGCCGCCUACUGUGUCGGUGCAGUUGGCGGAGUGUGUGCGCUGGCUAACGUGCUAGGCCCGGAGCUGUGUGAGUUGGAGCGCCUGUGUGUGUCCGGUCGCUGGGAGGAAGCCAGAGUCCUGCAGCAGCGUCUCAUCGAGCCCAACGCAGCCGUGACCAGGAAGUUAGGAGUUCCCGCCCUCAAGCAGGCGAUGGAGUGGUUUGGUUACCACGGCGGCGCCUGUCGAUCACCUCUUCAGGCGCUCACAGAGGCUGAGACGCAGCAGCUGAGGCGGGACUUCUCCUCCAACGGCUGGCUGUGAGACUGGAUGAUGGAUCAAUCAUUGUGUGCCACUGAACCGACAACUGCUGAAGAACGACGUCCUGUUUUUAUUCCUUCUUCUGUUUCCUUUACACUCAAACAAAUCACCACAAAGCUGUUAGUUCUACAAAUUCAGUGAGGUCAGAGAAAUGUUGUGCAGGAAGUGUUGUAUAUACACUUGUUUUGACAAUAAAACUGCAUUUUACUUAAAUAA
Molecule: messenger RNA, 1594 nt
Organism: Dicentrarchus labrax (European seabass)
Lineage: Eukaryota; Metazoa; Chordata; Actinopteri; Moronidae
Gene: hoga1
Product: 4-hydroxy-2-oxoglutarate aldolase 1
Exons: 8
Coding region: 395-1381 (328 amino acids)
Biological process (GO): N-acetylneuraminate catabolic process
Molecular function (GO): 4-hydroxy-tetrahydrodipicolinate synthase activity; N-acetylneuraminate lyase activity
Source: RefSeq, a predicted model, not a curated record